This is a messenger RNA of Camellia sinensis, 453 nucleotides long. The record is from RefSeq and is a predicted model, not a curated record. NCBI's taxonomy places the organism in Eukaryota, Viridiplantae, Streptophyta, Magnoliopsida, Ericales, Theaceae.
AUGUCGAGUUUUGAUGUUAUUCUCGGCAUGGACUGGUUGUCUUCUUACCAGGAUAUUAUCGAUUGUUAUCGUGGGAGAGUUAUGGUAUGCACAUUGGGCAGUGAUUGUUUUACAUUUUGGGGAGAUAGAAGCAAUAGAUCUUUACUCUCAUUGUACAACCCAAGUGGUCGGGGUGAAUUUAGAUCUCUUUUGGCAACCUUCUUAGAUGAUGGAAAUGGUAAGGUUCGGGAUGAGUUUCCGAGGGUAGUUUGCAAGUAUCCCGAUGUCUUUUUUGAAGACCUCACCGAGUUACCCCCUCAUCAGGAGGUCAAAUUCUCUAUAGACUUGAUAUCGGGUACAACACCUAUCUCUUUGUCGCCUUAUAGAUUUGCUCUAACUGAAUUGGUGGUUUUGAAGGAACAGUUACAAGAGUUGCUAAGUGAGGGCUUCAUACGCCCUAGUACCUUACCUUAG